AUGACCAUCUGCUCUCCUGUUCCAGUCAGCAUCCAGGGAGUCUCAAACAGAGAGAUGAAAGAAGCACUCAACGACCUGGUGCGGUACUGGAGGCUUUACCUGUUGACGUUGGUAUUGGGAAUUGGGGGAUCAUUUCAAUUGGGGAUGCAAGUUUCCAUCAUGGCUUCUCCAGCUGAGCACAUCCAGAGCUUUGUGAACCAGACCUGGCUGAGGAGGUAUGAGGUUCCAGUAAGCGAUUCAACCAAAAUGCUCAUCUGGUCUUUCAUAGUGUCUGUGUUCAGCCUGGGAGGAUGGGUCGGGGCUAUACACAGUGGCAGCCUCUCUGUCACCUACGGCAGGAAGAAAACCCUGCUGUUCAACAACAUAGUGGCCCUCGUAGCCGCUGUACUGAUGGUCUUCAGUCGCAUGGCCAAUUCCUUUGAGAUGAUCCUGCUGGGCAGAUUUCUCUAUGGAUAUAAUGCUGGCCUGGGGUGGAAUGUGCACCUGAUGUAUCUGGGCGAGAGUUCACCCAAGAAGCUGAGAGGAUUCCUGACCAUCACCAUCAACAUCUUCAAUAACCUGGGGAAGGUCAUGGGUCAGAUUGUUGGAAUCAAGGAGCUGAUGGGUACCGAUGACAUGUGGCCCUGGCUCAUGGCCCUUGGUGGCCUCCCUGCCAUCCUCCAAUUUGUGACCUUGCUGUUCUUCCCUGAGGCUCCCCGCUACCUAUACAUCGGCAAGGGAGACACUGAGGGCUGCAAAAAAGCCCUGCACUGGCUGUGGCAGGAGGAGGACCUGCAGAUGGAGAUGGAUGAAAUGGGGAAGGAGAGAGCGAGCAUGCAGGGCCAGAAUGUUAAGACCAUUUGGGAUGUGCUGACUUCUCGCUGUGUCAGGUGGCAGCUGCUGGUUCUGGUCAUCCCUUGUGCCGGCGUUCAGUUCUGUGGGUUUAACGCGAUUUAUUUCUACGCUUUCGACAUCUUCCGUGAAGCUGGAGUAGCAGAGGACAAGAUGCAUUACCUUUCCAUUGGCAUCGGAACAACAGAUCUCAUCACCAUCACUCUCUGUUCUCUGUUGAUAGACCGUGCGGGCAGGAAGAUGCUGAUGGGCUAUGGCUACCUGUUGAUGGGAGUCAUCAUGUCCGUCCUGAUUGUUAUGCUGUCUAUCAAGGACCUGUACUCAUGGUUUCCCUAUGUUAACAUCGCCCUCAUCUUCUCUGUCAUCUGCGUUUAUGGACUAGGACCUUCUGGAAUAGCCAGCACCCUCCCUGCAGAUAUCUUCCUGCAGGCCUGGAGACCGUCCGCUUUCGUCAUUAGCGGCUCCAUCAACUGGUUAAGCCUGUUCUUGAUUGGGAUGUGUUUCCCCUUCAUAGUGGAUGGACUGGGCCAGUUCUGCUUCCUGAUCUUCGUAGCAUACUGCCUCUUCAGCGCAGCGUUCGUACUCUACUUCAUCCCAGAGACCAAAGGCAAGAGCACGGUGGAGAUCAUGGAGGAGUUUAACAAACUCAACUACAAGAACAGGGGAACAGACACCGAAAAGGCUGACUUUGUUAUGGCAACGAAAUUUUAAAGAAAUGUAUUGAGUGGCUUGAGCGAUAUUGGUACACUCUUAGUAAAAAGGGUUCCAAAAGGGUUCUUCGGCUAUCCCCAUAGGAGCAUCCUUUUUGGUCCCAGGUAGAACCCUUUUGGUUCCAGGUAGAACCCUCUGUGGAAAGGGUUCUACAUGGAAGCCAAAAAGGUUCUACCCAGGACCUAUAUAGGGCUGUGGUGGUCAUGAAAUUUUGUCAGCAGAUGAUUGUCAAGCAAAUAACUACCGGUCUCAGGGUAAUUGACCGUUAAUGAACAUAAAUACAUUUAGCAUCUCCUGGCUUCCACUCAUAGCCUACAAGCCUAAUGCAGACCUUUGGAACAUCUACAUUUAAAAAAAAGUCUAAUAAAUCCAUAUAAUAUUGCCUACACCAUCACAAUAAAUCCAUUAUUUAUUUUAGACAGGUCUAAAGAAACGUGAUAUGAAGAAAAUGUAGUCUAUUUCAGAAGACCAUAAUAGCAUACUCUGAGUUGUCCUUGUGUUAGGCCCUGAUCUGUGUAUGCCAUUAUUGCUGUGGGCUACACUAGUUCAUUUAGCAGACAAGAUUUGCUUAGAAUUCCGUGGCAUUAUUCUAUAUUAUUUCAUACUAUGAAGAAUACAGUUGAACAUAGCUGAAUAAAAUAGAAAUUAUAUUUUCUCCAAAGGAUUUGAGGGAGUGUGCACAUGUGGCUAUUCUGUGUUGAGUGGUUAACAAGGAAACAGCUACUCCUAUAUGCUUACUUUAGAGUUGUUUAUGUUGAACUAUUCUGUGCGAUAAAUAAAUAUUCCAAACAUAGUCUGAGACAGUUGUGGGAUACGAUAGAUCCCAAAUGAAUACAACCACUAUCAUGAAAAACCUGUUUUAAGCUAUGAGCCUGACGCAACAGAGGAGAACGUUUAGCUUAAAAUGUUGAUAAACGAUUAGGCUAUUUGUUCACAUAAGCGCAGCAAUGCGCGCACUAUACAACGGAUUUUGUAAAGCUGUGUCAAUUACAUAUUACCUUGUAAUGAACAUUUAAAAAAGUAUAUUCAUAUCAAAUCAAUUUUGGAAUGUUUUUGCUAUCCAGGUGUAACAGUAUAACUUUAAACUGUCCCCUCGCCCUGACACGGGCGCGAACCAGGGACCCUCUGCACACAUCGACAACAGUCACCCACGAAGCGUCGUUACCCAUUGCUCCACAAAAGCCACGGCGGCCACGGCCCUUGCAGAGCAAGGGGCAACACUACAUCUAGGUUUCAGAGCAAGUGACGUAACUGAUUGAAACGCUACUAGCGCGUACCCGCUAACUAGCUAGCCAUUUCACAUCCGUUACACUCACCCCCCUUUCAACCUCGUCCUUUUCCGCAGCAACCAGUGAUCCGGGUCACGGCACCAAUGUAACAGUACAACUUUAAACCGUCCCCUCGCCCCGAAACGGGCGCGAACCAGGGACCCUCUGCACACAUCGACAACAGUCACCCACGAAGCGUCGUUACCCAUCGCUCCACAAAAGCCACGGCGGCCACGGCCCUUGCAUAGCAAGGGGCAACACUACAUCUAGGUUUCAGAGCAAGUGACGUAACUGAUUGAAACGCUACUAGCGCGUACCCGCUAACUAGCUAGCCAUUUCACAUCCGUUACACAGGUCAAAGGGAAAGUUCAACUGCUGUUACGUGUGUCAUAGGGUUAUCAUACAGAUAUGGUGGAUGAUAUUGUAACAAGGCAAAAAAAUAAAAAAAAUAAAGCUAUCUAUAGCUACUGUAUGUUGAGUGAGUAUUCUACUGUAUUUGUAGAUCAUUUCAUAAAGCUAUAUUGGCAAAUGAUCCAACUGUCUGUUGUUUUGAAUGGUGUGUAUAAUUGAAUUGUUUAGAACAGGUUGUGAUAAUUAAUGAUGUAUCCUUCUGUUAGAUUGGAAAAUAAAUGAUCGAAGUUAAUA
Molecule: messenger RNA, 3455 nt
Organism: Salvelinus fontinalis (brook trout)
Lineage: Eukaryota; Metazoa; Chordata; Actinopteri; Salmoniformes; Salmonidae
Product: solute carrier family 2, facilitated glucose transporter member 11-like
Exons: 12
Coding region: 1-1542 (513 amino acids)
Biological process (GO): monosaccharide transmembrane transport
Cellular component (GO): membrane
Molecular function (GO): hexose transmembrane transporter activity
Source: RefSeq, a predicted model, not a curated record